This is a messenger RNA of Cuscuta epithymum, 829 nucleotides long. Lineage: Eukaryota; Viridiplantae; Streptophyta; Magnoliopsida; Solanales; Convolvulaceae. The record is from the annotation of a GenBank genome assembly.
UACAAAGUUACAAUUGAAUACGGAAUACCACAGAAUUCCCCAUCUGAACUCACGGAGAGGGUUGCUAGUGUAAUGGCAUCCUCGAAAGGACCAGGACCGGCGGCGGCGACGGUGGAGUUAGAGAAGUUGAGCGUCGAGCAACUCAAAGCUGUGAAAGAACAGACCGAUCUUGAAGUCAACCUACUCCGAGACAGCCUCAACAACAUCCGAACAGCUACCACCCGCCUCGGAGUAGCUUCCACUGCCCUUAGCGAUCUUUCCCUCCGUCCUCGAGGGAAGAAAAUGCUGGUUCCACUAACGGCGUCGCUUUAUGUACCGGGAACGCUGGAUGAUGCUGAUAAUGUUUUGGUGGAUAUUGGGACUGGGUAUUAUGUGGAGAAAACUAUGGCAGACGGAAAAGACUACUGUGAACGUAAAAUAAACCUUCUACAAUCCAAUUACGACCAGCUUCUUGAUGUGGCUGCAAAGAAGAAAAGUAUUUCUGACGAAGCUGGUGCUAUCUUACAGGCCAAAUUAAGACAACUUACCCCUACAGCAUAGAACAAAAUGUAUUCGUUUGUGCACUAUUUCCUAGUUUAAAGUUGAAAUAUAUUUUCUUGUAAAAAACAUCAAAUGAUCCCGCAAGUAAUAUUGGGCUGUCAGAAAUUCAUCUAUGGGAUUUUAGGACGUAGUGACUUCCCUUGACCCCAUUUUUGUAUGAGGAUUUCUUGAUAUUAGAUGUUUUCGAAGUAUUGUUUGAGAUUAAAUUGUUCAGUUUUACGUUCUUGUUUUGGUUUCAAAUGCCAUAUUGACAUUGACAUAUAUUAACAAAUUAACGGGCUUUCAGAUU